Messenger RNA from Alternaria arborescens, 804 nucleotides. RefSeq lists its product as hypothetical. The transcript has a single exon. The record is from RefSeq and is a predicted model, not a curated record. Lineage: Eukaryota; Fungi; Ascomycota; Dothideomycetes; Pleosporales; Pleosporaceae. The coding region runs from base 1 to 804 and encodes 267 amino acids.
AUGUUCUUCCAUCUACCAACGUUCGGUCUCACCUCAACACCUGCCCUUCCUACAGUUCCUCCAUUCAAUCGUUCUGCCCCUUUUACAGACGUUGCUAUUCAACCUAGAACACAAUCACCUAUCGUCAGCCUUAGAGGUGGCACUGGCUCGCCUUCUGCUCUGCGAGGCUAUGAGCGCCUCCCACCAACAUUAUUCUGGCUUGCAGGUGGUCGAGGCAAACCUAUUACCAAUGUUAGCUGGAAGACCCAAAGGCCUAAGAAGAGAAUGAACGGAUUGCUUGGUAUGGCUCUUCAUGGGCUUGACGCAGGUACCGAAUAUAGGGAAAAGGCAAGAACACAAGAUAACGGCAUGAGCACUGGGGUUGGGCAGGAUAUGCCAGUCGUUCCUCAAGCAAGCAAAUCCGUCACGGAAGAGAAGGCGGAGAGUGCGAAGUCAGAAAACACUUAUUCUUCCAGGUCCUGUUCAUCAUUGACGAGCAAUACGAAAAGACACACUGCACAGUCCUCAAGAUCGAGCAGAUCCGGCAAGGUGCGUCGUGAAGCACAAAGGGAGACACCCUUGGAACCGGCACCUGAGGAAGCAGCUGCUGCUCGAGGGGAGGCAGACCAUAUCCAAACUAGCGCUGCAGCCACAGAAGACCAGCCCGCAAAUGCCCUAAAGGAAGAUGCCCCUCUGGUUGAAAAUUCGCAGAGAGAGCCCAUGAGCGUUGAUCCCCAAGGAGAAACACCGCCUCUGAACGAAAACGUGAAGGAAGGACAACCGGCGGCAGAAGAGAAUGGCGAGGCAAACACACAGAGUGGUUGA